Neodiprion virginianus is the source of this 2766-nucleotide messenger RNA. It is a transcript of the gene Sf3a2, whose product is annotated as splicing factor 3A subunit 2. Bases 382 to 1203 code for a protein of 273 amino acids. Gene Ontology annotation, molecular function: zinc ion binding; nucleic acid binding. The record is from RefSeq and is a predicted model, not a curated record. NCBI's taxonomy places the organism in Eukaryota, Metazoa, Arthropoda, Insecta, Hymenoptera, Diprionidae. The transcript has 3 exons. Gene Ontology annotation, biological process: spliceosomal complex assembly. Gene Ontology annotation, cellular component: catalytic step 2 spliceosome; nucleus; U2-type prespliceosome.
CGGCCGGAAAACAUGAACUUUCUCUGUAUUAUGUUUGUGUGUUCUCCACUAUUGGUCUCACGAUGUUCUCGAUGUCUUUUUUUUAUAUUACCGUCGGUGAAUCACACGAAGUUUUCUCUGAGGAUACUAUGAAAGACCAUUAGAUUAAUUCUUCGUAACCACGGUCUUAACAUUUGACCCGAGAGUGAGAUAUACUAUAUCACUAUACUUAUUUCAUCUGUAUUAUACGCCGGGUAUUUGCGAAAGAGGAGUAUUGCACCUGCAGCGAUAUAUAAAAAAUUCUGUCAAUAUUGAGACAUUUUGAAUAAGGCUACAGUGCAAUUAUAGUAUAAAGCAACGAAAAGUCGAUUUUCAAUUAAGAUUUUUUAGAACCCAGCCAAUAUGGAUUUCCAAAAUAGGCCAGGUGGUAAAACUGGGGGUGGAGGAGUGGCCUCCUGGUCAGAAAGUAAUCGCGACCGUAGAGAGCGCCUUCGACAACUUGCUCUGGAAACAAUUGAUUUAAACAAGGAUCCCUACUUUAUGAAAAAUCACUUGGGCUCAUAUGAAUGCAAGCUUUGCUUGACGCUGCACAACAACGAAGGAAGUUACUUGGCGCACACACAGGGUAAAAAGCAUCAGGCAAAUCUAGCUAGAAGAGCUGCGAAGGAAGCUAAAGAAGCCCCGCAAACUCUUGCUCCUGAAAAACCGAGAGUUGAACCAAAAAAAUUUGUCAAAAUUGGUCGGCCUGGUUAUAGGGUGACAAAACAGAGAGAUCCAGAAUCUGGUCAGCAAAGCUUACUUUUUCAAGUUGACUACCCAGAAGUUGCUGACAAUGUGAUACCACGACACAGAUUUAUGUCUGCAUAUGAACAACGAGUUGAACCCCCAGAUCGUAAAUGGCAAUACCUGCUGUUUGCUGCCGAACCGUACGAGACUAUCGCGUUCAAGGUUCCCAGCAGAGAAGUAGAGAAGGCUGAGGGCAAAUUUUGGACACAUUGGAAUAAGGACACGAAACAAUUCUUUCUUCAAUUUGCAUUCAAAAAUGAAAAACCAUCAAUUGGUAAAAUUCCACCUCCUCCCGUUCCACUUAUACGGCCAGGGAUGGGAGCACCUAUGAUGCCUGUUCCACCGCCACCAAAACCCCCAAUGUUCAAUCCGGUACCCCCGCCCCCUGCAUUAUUGGCUGGAAUGCAAAUUCCACCUCCACCACCUCAUCUGAAUUAAAUAAAAUUUAGUAGCUGUGUGGAUAAAGCUGAAUAUUUUUAUCCUUUCAAUGGUCAUUCAUCCAUCAAGUGUAAGUUGCACUAUCACAGAAUAGGACAGAGAUUGGUUCUGAAGUUACGACAAAAAUUUGAGGUUGGAAAUGGAAGUGGUGUAGUCUACAGAGCUCCUAUGUGUUCUAGUUUUCAUGAAUAUUUCUUGUCAUCUUCCUACAAAAUGAUGCUGCAGAUGCAAUAUUAAUAUCAUGGAGGAAGAAUGUAAUAAACCAAUCUUGAUUUUUUUUAACCAAGACAAAAUGUGAGAGUGACCCGAACUUUCCAAAGGAUUUCAGGUUGGAAUAUAUUGUUUCAAGGUGUACUCCAAUUGUAAACAUGUCACCAAUGCAUCGAUUUAUAAGAGGUAUUGCAAAUGGUACUGAUUCAAUUGUGCUUCAGCAAGUCAUUAUUAUACAAAAUAUUCAUGAAAUUCACGCGUUUGAAUGUAUCAAAAUUUUAUAUUACAACAACGGUACAAUGAAAUGCAGGUUUCAAUUACCUACCACGUAUCAUACGUGGCGGAAUGUGUACACCCGCAGCAAUUGAUUCUAUCAUUGACAACUUAAAUUCUUCAUCUAACGGCAUUGUGACAAAAUCAACCACCUUGAAAGUACAUAGAGUGAAUUAAGUUCACACCGGCGUCAUACAUCAGCAAAACUUGCUGUCACAUUCGGCAACGCUAGUGUAAUCCUGAUUACAAGCAUAGACUGUCUACCAUAUUUUAUUAUAGGUACAUCUCAUGAUAUCCGUAGUAUAGUAUAAUAUAAAAGCUUGAAUAAUUAAGUAUCGUUAUAACAUGACCGAUUAUUACUGCUUAUUCGUUAGUAUAAUUUUCUCCUUACAAGUUUUUCUCUCACACUAGGCAUCAUUGUUAUUACUAGUAUCAUAUAUUCUUAAUCACAGCUUAAAUUAUUAAAUCACCAAUGGAGUCAUAUAAUUUACGAGGAAGAGAAUUUGUUGAUUACGAAUGAAGUCAUUGCUUGUGCAAUUUUUUCACGACACUGCCUUUGCGUAAUUGUAAAUUUUGCAACAAAUGGUAUGGAAUGUCCAGAAUUACUUGACGUUUGUAACUUAUGUUGAAUUUACAUUAAGUAUGAUGCACAUAUAUAUAUAUAUAUAUAUCUGUAUACUCUCUAUGAUUGAUCUUAACGAUUUUGCAUAAGCUGACAGCUGUUUUCAUAUUUUUACUAGCCCCAUAACAAACUAAUACAGCGUUUUAUGAUAAUUUAUCUGUGGAGAAUUUUUCCAUCAUGUUACACUAAUACAAUCACCAAUUGGAAUGGAGUGUCAGUGCAUCAAGUCUGAUAUAUGAAGUGUACUAACAAUAAAUUUCAUAAUCCGUACAAACUAAUGAGAUGUGACUACAUAGAAUUAGAUAUACCUAUAAUGAUUGCGAACUUUCAAAAAUCGAACUCAAAUGAAGACUUAUAUACUAUUUGGAAUUUUCAACACUACCACUACAUUAUAUAAAAAUAACAAUCGACAUAAUAAAAAAAUAUUUUAGGUGCAAAAUAAAUGCUUGUUUCUUGAA